AUGCAGCCCUGCCAAAAUUGCGUCUCAUGGAACCUCUCCUGUGAAAUUGGGGAAUCACGACGUGGAAAAUAUCCCCGCCGUAAGAAAAAGGGAUCGGCUCGAUUAUCGGCUACCUCGACCAACAGCGCAGCGAAUGAUUCCGAUACCCAAGAGGCUCAGAGGUCAUUGCCAUUGACCCAGUACUCAAAGUACCCACCUUCCCGCCCAGCCACGACAGAUGAUGCCAUUCAUAAAACCGUCUUUCUCGGCGAAUCCAGUCCUCUCACUUGCGUUGUGGAUGAAGGUCGUCGAUCCCCUGCCAAUGGCUAUGCGCGUACUGCUCAAAAAGGAAGACUCCAUUACUCUAUUCCUGAGAUCAAUGGUGAGACAGAAAGUAGCGCCGAUUCGCUAGGCCUUCGCCGUAAGCUACUGCAUGAUCGCCUUACCCGCGAAGGGGCCUUGAUAUUCCCGGCACCAGCUAUAUGUGACACACUUAUUCAGGCUUACUUUGAUUGGAUGCAUCCGUGUUUCCCAAUCUUAGAUCGUGCAACCCUACAAAGUGGUUACCAAGAUGGUACAUUGUCACCUUUGUUACUACAGUCGAUGCUGUUCAUUGGAGUGAGCCUAUGCUCGGAUAUAGCCUUAGAAUCUACUGGAUUCCGUGAUAGGUACCGAGCGAAAGGUGAGUUCUAUGAGCGGGCAAAAGACAUUUAUGAUUCGGGAUGGGAAACCGAUACAGUUAUCCGGUUGCAAUCGCUAUUUCUGUUGAGCUUUUGGCGUGGAACCCCAACCGAAGAGCGAGAUGUCCGAUUCUGGCUCGGCGCUGCAAUUGGUCUGGCUCAGACGAAGGGAAUGCAUGUCAUGUCUAAAUUGUCCUUCUUAAAUUCCAAGGAUCAAAAAGUGUGGAAAAGAAUUUGGUGGGCUCUAUAUGUUCGGGAUCAACAAACAUCGGCGGCAUUAGGAUUACCGCCCCGAAUACGUGAUGAAGACUGCCAAAUAGCCGACCUUGAAGCCUCAGACUUUGAGGAUAGUGAGCCCAUCGGCCCAUCUGAAAUAUUUCGAGCACCACCGGAAGUUCACAUUCCGUAUGUGAUGGGAAUGGCUCAGCUGGCAAGGUUAUUACGAGAAAUCGUCUCCAGUCAGUAUCUACCUGGUCAUUCCAAGUUGGAUAACCCAGCCAGACCAAUGCUUCAUCGAUGCUUGACUGAAUGGGAGUCCAACCUGCCAAAGGAAUUGCAGUUUCAAAUACCCAUGACCAGGGAAGCCAUGUUUCUUAUUGGCAUGCUCCAUAUGGCUUAUAAACCGAUCUUCUUACAGCCCCCAGGGCAAUCAACGAGCUCAGAGGGGAACAUGGCAUUAGAUGCCGCAACAAGAAGCACACGCGUUCUUGAGGACAUGCUGUCACAGAACCUAGUCCAACAUGGGUCCCUUCACUUAAUCACUCACACAUUUUCGGCUUUGUGCAUUCAUACCAUUCACUUUGGGCGAGUUACAGGCACAGCCCGCAAGCUGGCAGAGCAUAGAGCUAAGCUUUGUCUUCUGGGACUGAAGGAACUACAGAAGUCCUGGGAUUUGGAGAACUGGGUUCUAGAUCUAUUCUUCCGCUCCUUGGAUGAUCGUACAGCUCGCGAUCUUCGACUGGCCGAUGUUACAGUGCCACCGUCCACGUCGCAGGUCGACGGUACCCAAACGCCCGCGGAAACCUCGCUUGCUACACCUAAUAGUGGCCCAUACGGGCCGCUUUCUCCUAAUCCCCCAGAACGCCUGUUGUCGACUACACACCCAGUUCCCCCUCAAGAUCCAGUAGAAGAUGUCGCGAUAAAUAUGGAUUGGUAUGAACUUUUGAACAUGGAGGGUGAUGAUGUGAUGGGGAUGGCGGGCUCCUUAUCAAACCCGGAUUACUUGAACCCACAAAACCUAGAGUUCCUCUACCGGUUUCUAUAG
This is a messenger RNA of Penicillium arizonense, 1923 nucleotides long. RefSeq names its product fungal specific transcription factor domain-containing protein. The transcript has 7 exons. The record is from RefSeq and is a predicted model, not a curated record. Bases 1 to 1923 code for a protein of 640 amino acids. Gene Ontology annotation, molecular function: DNA binding; zinc ion binding. Gene Ontology annotation, biological process: DNA-templated transcription. Lineage: Eukaryota; Fungi; Ascomycota; Eurotiomycetes; Eurotiales; Aspergillaceae.